GUGACAGUGGUGCGCAUCUUCCUCCUCCUCUUACCGUGGGGCCAGAGUCCCUGAGGGAGUCCAGCUGCGCUUAAGUCUGGCCAGUGCCACCCAUCUCCGCAAUGCCCCCCAAGAAACAGGCUCAGGCCGGGGGCAGCAAAAAGGCGGAGCAGAAAAAGAAGGAGAAGAUUAUCGAAGACAAAACUUUUGGUCUAAAGAAUAAGAAAGGGGCAAAGCAACAGAAGUUUAUCAAGGCUGUCACUCAUCCAGCUAAAUUUGGUCAACAAAAUCCACGUCAGGUAGCACAAAGUGAAGCUGAAAAGAAGUUGAAGAAAGAUGACAAGAAGAAAGAAUUGCAAGAGCUAAAUGGGCUGUUCAAACCUGUAGUUGCUGCUCAAAAAAUAAGUAAAGGUGCAGAUCGCAUGGUAUGUGCAUUCCUCAAGCAAGGACAGUGUACUAAGGGAGAUAAGUGUAAGUUCUCUCAUGACUUAACUCUGGAAAGAAAACGUGAAAAGCAAAGUGUUUACAUUGAUGCAAGAGAUGAAGAGCUUGAAAAAGAUACUAUGGAUAGUUGGGAUGAGAAAAAACUAGAAGAAGUAGUGAACAAGAAGCACGCUGAGGUGGAAAAGAAUAAACCAAAAACUCAAAUAGUGUGCAAGCAUUUCCUUGAAGCCUCUGAAAACAACAAAUAUGGCUGGUUUUGGGUAUGCCCUGGAGGGGGUGAUAUUUGCAUAUAUCAUCAUGGACUUCCUCCUGGGUUUGUCUUGAAAAAACAUAAAAAGAAAGAAGAGAAAGAAGAUGAAAUUUCAUUAGAAGAUCUAAUUGAAAGAGAGUGUUCUGCCCUAGGUCCAAAUGUUACCAAAAUCACUCUAGAAUCUUUUCUUGCAUGGGAGAAAAGAAAAAGACAAGGAAAGAUGGAUAAACUUGAACAAGAUAUAGAAAGAAGGAAAGCAGACUUCAAAGCAGGGAAAGCAUUAGUGAUCAGUGGUCGUGAGGUGUUUGAAUUUCGUCCUGAACUUGAUGAGGAGGAGGAGGAAGCAGAUGGUACCCGCUACACCCAGGGGAUAGGUGGUGAUGAGGCUGAUGAUUCAGUGAGCGUAAAUGACAUAGAUUUAAGCGUGCACGUCCCACGAGAUGCAGAUGAGACAGGUAUUACUGUAGCCAGUCUUGAAAGAUUCAACACAUAUACUUCAGAAAAGGAUGAAAACAAAUUAAGUGAAGCUUCCCGAGGUAGGGCUGAAAAUGGUGAAAGAAGUGAUUUGGAAGAGGACAACGAAGGGGAGGGACAGGAAAAUGGAGCCAUCGAUGCUGUUCCUGUUGAUGAAAAUCUUUUUACUGGGGAAGAUUUGGAUGAACUAGAAGACGAAUUAAACACACUUGAUUUAGAAGAAUGA
Hippopotamus amphibius kiboko is the source of this 1373-nucleotide messenger RNA. Its product is annotated as zinc finger CCCH domain-containing protein 15-like. Gene Ontology annotation, biological process: cytoplasmic translation. The record is from RefSeq and is a predicted model, not a curated record. Gene Ontology annotation, cellular component: cytosol. Gene Ontology annotation, molecular function: mRNA binding; metal ion binding. NCBI's taxonomy places the organism in Eukaryota, Metazoa, Chordata, Mammalia, Artiodactyla, Hippopotamidae.